Molecule: messenger RNA, 2577 nt
Organism: Nylanderia fulva
Lineage: Eukaryota; Metazoa; Arthropoda; Insecta; Hymenoptera; Formicidae
Product: mitochondrial basic amino acids transporter
Biological process (GO): mitochondrial L-ornithine transmembrane transport
Cellular component (GO): mitochondrion
Molecular function (GO): high-affinity L-arginine transmembrane transporter activity
Source: RefSeq, a predicted model, not a curated record
UCAGUAAGAAAGAAGAUUCAAUGAAGGAAGCACGCCGAAUAGUUUCUUUUGUCUGAAUAUAUGUUAUAUAUAUAUAUAUAUAUAUAUAUAUAUAUAUAUAUAUAUAAUUUCCUGGAAAAAAACAAUAAAGUGACUUGUGACGAAAUUUAUUUAACAAUGCCUUGAUACUGUCUAACGAGUGAAGUUUCGACACUAUAUUAUCAUUCUGAUAAAGAACAAUUGCAUCUUUAGUGAAGAGUAGUGUUACAUAUAUUUAGAACAAUUGAUUAUUAGAAAUAGCCGAAUGUUGUUUUGUCAUCUACACAUUUAAAGUUCAAUUUAAAAGGAUCAGUUAUAUAUCAGUCUUUCAUGGAUUCGUAUUUAUUGCUCGGUCCCGUUAAUCGAUUUGCGACCUAUACAGCUUUCAAUGCAUACCUGAAAGGAACAAGAUUUGAGGACGAUCCUCAUAGAAGCAGACGUUACUGCAAGUGGAAAGAUCGUAGAUAAUACAGGAUAAAGAUGGCUUGGUCGCUCGAUUUCUUCGCUGGUUGCUUGGGUGGAUGUGCCGGUAUUAUGGUGGGAUAUCCUUUAGACACAGUUAAAGUCCACAUGCAGACGCAGGACUGCUGCAAUCCGAAAUAUCGAGGCACUUGGGAUUGCCUGCGCACCUUAUUCGCAAAAGAAUCGGUGAGCGGCCUUUACAGAGGCAUGACCUCGCCGCUUGCAGGAGUGGCUGUAGUGAACGCUAUCGUUUUCGGCGUUUAUGGGCAUACCCAGAGACAUUUGUCCGAACCUGAUCGAUUGUCAGCACAUUUUUUGGCCGGUGCAUCCGCUGGACUUGCACAAACUCCCGUCUCGAGUCCAAUAGAGUUAGCGAAGACGCGUCUGCAAUUGCAAUCCUCUUCCGGUAAUUCCAGCGGGCCGAUGCAAUGCCUGAGGAACAUCUACAAGCGGGAGGGUUAUCGUGGCGUCUUCAAAGGUCUGAGCAUUACGUUCCUCAGAGAAGGGCCAAGUUACGGCGUGUACUUUGCGACCUACGAAAUGCUGACCAAGACAUCCUCGAAACAGUCGAUCUCGACGUCUCACAUGUUGCUGGCCGGAGGACUCGCUGGCACAGCUUCCUGGGUGAUCUCUUAUCCAAUUGAUGUUAUCAAGUCACGCAUACAAGCGGAAAGUAACAAUCGUUAUUCGGGGGCUUUGGAUUGUCUCAAAAAAUCCGUGCGCGCCGAAGGCUACAGUUGUUUAUAUAGGGGCUUAAAUUCGACGAUUCUUCGAGCAUUUCCGACGAAUGCAGCGACUUUUGCUGUAGUCACGUGGACAUUCAGGUUAUUAGGCGAGCAAUCGAAUGAGGCACCGCGGACAGAGGAGAUCGUGUCGAAGACGUCAACGCAGACGAAAAACCGUACGACGAAAGGAUACGAGUCCUUCGUCAGCAAGUGGAACGUAUUUUUCGAUGGUAUUUCGAGGAGCAAUAACUUUGUCACAUCCUAUUCAAUUGAAUCCAUCUUGCCGAUUAGCGGACUAAUGCCGGAUCAUAACGCUUGUUUGGUUCACAACUGCAGACAAUUAGAUUGCAAACAUGACGCAUUAAAGCACAGGAGAGAAAAAGAAUUUGAGGAGAGAAAAAGAAAAUCGCGAAAUGACGAAGGAGUCGAGGAGGAUGAAUACACGGAGGAGAAGAAAGCGGAAUGUGACGUCAAGACAAUUACCUGUACCUGUAAUUUGUAAGUUGGUCUCAAAUUUGGAUAAUACGUGAUGUCGACAUAUCAAACGGCGACCAAGUGACUUUAAUGAUAUGUCGAUGCAACGAAAUGACUCGUGUAAAAAAGAAAUUUACGUGUACGUAAAUUCUUCUUUGACAAUUAAUUUAAUUAAUGACGAAUGUAUAUACCUAUAAGAGAAAUUAUUUCAUAAAUCACAUAAUUUACGGCAAUUUGUGAAAUAAAUUAAAAACUUAAUUAAUAACAAAAAACUUGUAUCAAGCUCACUAUGAAGCAGGAACAGAAGGAUCUCUUUUGUCGAACAGCAGUCUCUGAUUGAACGGCGGACAUGUAAGACCACAUGUCACAGCCAGACGCGACAUUUAUUCGCUUUUAAAAUCACACAAAAUAAUUCGUAUCUCCUUCUUACACAAUCCCCUCACCGCUUUCAUUUCUCCUUCACGGCCUUCUGCAUUUCUCCAAUUCGCGAAUCGGUCUUCAAUCCUUCCGUUUCACGUGUCAAAAUUUUGACACAUUCUAAAUUCCGGCACAUAUGAACUCGACACACGGCAACACAUUCCAGCCAUUGUUAAUCACUCUCAGCAACUGAUCGGGAGCGGAACUUCAUCGCAAUCACAAUCUCAUCUCAGAUCGAAAAAUUAUCAAGUCGCAAAUUGUAAAAGUCAAACUAUACCAAGAUCGAUACGGACUACUAACCUCCCGCGCAAUCACUAAAUUCUCAGGAAAUAAUUAUUCUUACUAAGUAAGUGUAAAAUAAAUUAUUAAAUAUAAGCUACGUACAAUUUUAAAAAUCUAACAACUUAAUAUAGACAAAUAGCGAAACAGUUUGAUCGUAUGUAUAAUAUUAUAAUAAUAAUCUAUCUAUAUACUUAACCAA